GACGGGACACGUCCCACAGCGAGGGGCCCAGGGCGAUCCGAUGCAGCCAGUCCCCAGCCUGGGUGGGGGGUGGCAUUGGACGGUGUCCAGGAAGUCCAUCAAAGGAGACCCAUGCAGGCGUGACCUGAUUGGUUGCGUACACAUCUUGUUUGCCUUUUUGGAGCGUGUGUUGGUGAGUGCAGUAAUCCUCUUAGAUGUUUCCACUAAAUCCUCCCACUCACACUCGUCAUCAGAACACCACAUCCACGUUGUGGAAAACUCUGCUCCUGCUCCUAGUCCUGGUUUUUCGUGGUCCGGAGGUGAUGCUUCUGGAGGGUCACUCAAUCAGUCAGUAAAAGUCUUCAUCAUGAUGAGCUGGCUGCUCAAAAUUGUUCCUCAGCCCCCCGGGACAACCCAACUCCACGAACCCAACCCCCAAACGGAGCAGAAGGUGACAAUCCAGGAUGAGUCCAGACAGGAAGUGGCGUUGUCAUCAGAGAGCAGAAGCAGGAGGGGCGUGGUGCGUUGGAUGAGUGAAGGUCUGGACAAGGUGUUUCCACCGCUCGUCGUCAACGAGAACAACCGUCAGGCCGCCACGGAGGAUGCUGCGGUAGCAGCAGGUGAGACUCCGCCUUUAGGACCACUUCACGCCACCUUUGCCGCCGCGCAUGUCCCGCUAGAGGAGGUGGAGUCCGAGCAUCGGGACGCCGCAGACGAGGAGCCCCUCCCGUCCGGGACGGCCGAGGCAGAGAAGCAGUCCAACAGUAUCAUGGGAUGGAUCGGCAGCGGCCUCGGGCGCCUGUUGCCUCGGCCGACGCAAAAGCAGGAAGCAGACGGGGACCUUCACGACACCAUUCAGAAGAAGAGGGAGGCGCAACUGUCGGAGCAGGAACAGCAGCCGGCAGCAAAAGAUGGCCUCGAGACGAAGCAUGACAAGGAGGUGAGCCGGUGUCCGGUCACAGUGAGACUGGCAUGUGCCUCCUAUUCGUGUUGUGCGGUGUUGCAGGUUGGAGAUGUGAGUUGGAUUCCGCUGCUGGAGAACAUCAAGAAGGAUGCUGGCGAGGCGGUUCUGGCUCAAGUGGAGAAAAGACUUCGGCAGCAGCGCCUGGAGGCCGCCCGCCUGGCGGAGGACGCGGCUAGGAGGGCGGCGCAGGAAGCCGUCCGACUGCUGGAGGCGGAACAUUCAGCCACGAUCGUCAUUCAACGUCUGCCCGAGGCUAACGAGCAACUUCCUAACAUCCUGGAGGAGGAAAACGAGGACGAGCCCGACAGGUGCCUGCCUGAAGGUGGCGCUCAAAGCUCAGACGGACCACAAGACGUCAGCGCCCUUUCUGAGAGGAAAGACCCGGCAAGUUCCGCCGGGCAGGUUGAAACUGGAGCUGAAGUUGCAGAUGAAGGUCUGCAACUGGACGCGGGAAAAGCUGUGAUCCUCCCUGAGAUUUUCACGCCACCAGGCUGCGCCCCCAUGCUGAGUGUCGUCGACCCCGCUCUGUCAAAACUCAGCGGGACCGCCAAUCUCUCUGCUGACGACGACGACGAAGAAGAGUCAGUAAGGGGAGGACUCAAGUCCUGGUCCAGUCAAGGUGACCUGCUGACUGCAGACGUCCGUCCGGCAUCGGCGGCCAGCGUUGGCAGCGUGGUGGUUCAGGACCGUCUCGGCCAGCUGGUCCGGCUCUUCAAAGGUCGGACUGAACGCCAAAAAGACCGUCUGGUUGACCCAGACGAGUCGGAGCAGGAAAGUCCCGCUACCUCUCCCAGCAAAGCUCUGCCACCCCCAACCCCACCCGAAGAAGACAAGUUGGAGCCCCCCACCACCGGAAAGGAAGAAGAAGAAGAUGAGCCAGCAUUACACUUUCAACUUCUAAGACAGGCUGCUAAAAUUCUCAAACUACCCAGCAUGCCCAAAUGGCUCCGAGCCAUUGUGGAAUUCCGGUUCCCCUCCAGCAUCGACCCGUUCACUGAUUUGGUUUACGUCGUGUGGCUGUUCCUAGUGGUGGCAGCCUGGAACUGGAACGUUUGGCUGAUACCCAUACGCUGGGCCUUUCCCUACCAGACCCCAGAGAACCUCCACCUGUGGCUCCUGGCCGACUACACCUGCGACCUCAUCUACAUCGUGGACAUCCUGCUCUUCCAACCCCGCUUACAAUUUGUCAGCGGGGGAGACAUCGUGGUCAGGGACCAAAGACACAAAUUCACAAUUUGUCUGCUUGUCUUUUUACAUUGUCAUCAUUCAGUCUUCCUUCCUCAUCUCACGCUAUCCCAUAACGUUCUGUUUCAGUGCGACAAAAAAGCCAUGAGAGAAAACUACAUGACCACGGAGAGGUUCAAGAUAGACGUCAUCAGUCUUUUUCCCAUGGAGAUCUUCUACUACUGGACAGGAGUCAACUCUCUGCUUAGAUUCCCUCGUCUGCUUAAGUACCACGUUUUCUUCGAGUUCAAUGACAGGAUGGAGGCAGUGAUGAAGAAGGCCUACAUCUACAGGGUGAUCCGGACUUCCACCUACCUGCUGUACUCUCUGCACAUCAACGCGUGCCUCUUCUACUGGGGCUCCGACUACGAAGGCUUAGGGUCCACCAAGUGGGUGUACGACGGGAAAGGCAAUGCGUACAUCCGCUGCUACUACUUCGCAGUGAAGACAUUGAUCACCAUUGGCGGACUUCCGGACCCGACCACCGUCUUUGAGAUCUGCUUCCAGCUCAUCAACUAUUUUGUCGGAGUCUUCGCUUUCUCGAUCAUGAUCGGACAAAUGAGGGACGUGGUGGGGGCAGCCACGGCAGGCGAGAACUACUACCGGGCCUGCAUGGACAGCACUACCAAGUACAUGAACUCUUACAACAUUCCCAACCCCGUCCAGAACCGCAUCAAGACCUGGUACGACUACACGUGGAAGAGCCAAGGCAUGCUAGACGAGCAGGAGUUGCUGGUGCAGCUUCCCGCCAAAAUGAGACUGGACAUGGCCGUGGACGUCAACUACUCCAUCGUCAGCAAGGUGGCGCUCUUCCAGGGUUGUGAUCGUCAGAUGGUGUUUGACAUGCUGACAAGACUCAAGUCUGUGGUCUACCUGCCAGGAGACUUUGUGUGCAAGAAGGGUGAGAUCGGCAGAGAAAUGUACAUCAUCAAGCAGGGCGAGGUCCAAGUGGUUGGCGGGCCAGACCUGAAGACAGUUUUUGUCACCAUCAGAGCAGGUUCAGUGUUUGGAGAGAUCAGUUUGUUGGCGGGGGGCGGAGGGAACCGCCGCACCGCCAACGUGAAGGCGCAUGGAUUCGCCAACCUGUUCAUCCUGGAUAAAAAGGACCUGGCAGAGAUCCUGGUCCACUAUCCAGAGUCCCAGAAACUUCUCCGCAAGAAGGCCAAGACCAUGCUGACCAAGGACAAGAAGCCGGACGAAAAGGGAGGCGGCAAAGACGUCGCCCAGGUCAUUCCGGUCCGGCCUGACACGCCCAAAAUGUUCAAGGCAGCGCUGAGGGUGACGACGCAGGCGGGAAUGGAAGGAACCUUCGCCAAACUCAAGAAGAGCUACGGCCAGCCUCAGGACCAGGCUCCGCCCUCAACUCGACAUCACGGCUUGGCGGCCCCGCCCACAGGCAGCUCAUUGGUUGUCACCGUGACGUCUCCGAAGGAAGGGGAGGAGCUUCUGUCGAUGGAAGUGGAUAGUGGAGCAGAGAAGAAGAUGCAGGAGGACGAAGUGGACACCAAGUAAAAGAUUUCAUUCAGACUCUUCACCUUCCCUCAAUUCCUUCCAAACGCUUCCAUAUUGUUGUCAACAUGCAUCUUCCAGGAUAAUUCUUACAACUCUUACAUCUCAUCCAACUCGUAGAUUAAAGACCUUUUCAUCAUGGCGUCAUGCUUACUUCUGGGUGGCAGAAGUCGGAGCUUUCUCCGAUGCCACUAUUAGUGAACCAAGCCAAACGCCAUUUGACCAAGGCAGAGUCAUUGAGAAAACGGGGAACUGGUUUGAAUGAUGAUUUUUAAACUUCAUACUUUGAAUGUAGCAAGUGUCAGGAGAGAACAAGAUGUUACAUUAUGUGCAAGUUUGCUGUACUACUAGAGGGGCUCCAACUAGCAGAGACAAAUUUGUUGAGGGUUUUUCACAUAAUUCUGAUCAAUUGCUUGGGAUGACGUAGAAUGCCAGCCGCAAUUCACAUUUGAACAGGAAAGACGGUUCGAAACUCAAUGCGGUGGAAAUUCAGACGUAGUUAACACAAUCGUUGAGUGGACUUUUCUGUUGCUUGGAUUAAUGGGGCAGAUGUGAUCUUUUGACUCUGAAAUAGAUUGAGCCCUAGCUAGCAGGCUAGCCAUCAUUUUUAGCUAAAUGACUCAAAAGACAAGGCAAGCAAGUAGUUUCGACAUCCAUGUGAGAAAACGCCUGCCACAAACCCCAUGAUGGUGAUUUGCUUCCCAACGUGACCCUUGAGAAGUGGUUACCAGUCGUCUCGCCUUCUCUGUACAACUGUUUGCGACAUCCACUCCAUUUAUCCUCCUUACCCACGUUCCGCUGGAUUCAUUUGGAUUUUUCUGGAAGGAAAUUGAAAAAAAGAAAACUAACAUUUUGGGGGAAGCUACUGUACAUCAGUUCAGGUCAGAAGUUCAAUCACCUUCUACCAACCGGAAGUAGUCCUCCUGCCUAUUGUUUACCAGCUUUGUGAAAAGGUCCAUUGCGUACUGUAAUGUUGCUAUUGCCGCCUCUUCGACACGUUGCAUAAUAAAUUGUUGGCUUCUUAGAGAAGCAGAGCAACAUGGA
Molecule: messenger RNA, 4720 nt
Organism: Phyllopteryx taeniolatus (common seadragon)
Lineage: Eukaryota; Metazoa; Chordata; Actinopteri; Syngnathiformes; Syngnathidae
Gene: cngb1a
Product: cyclic nucleotide gated channel subunit beta 1a
Exons: 30
Coding region: 41-3679 (1212 amino acids)
Biological process (GO): retina homeostasis; monoatomic cation transmembrane transport
Cellular component (GO): plasma membrane; intracellular cyclic nucleotide activated cation channel complex; photoreceptor outer segment
Molecular function (GO): protein-containing complex binding; cGMP binding; intracellularly cAMP-activated cation channel activity
Source: RefSeq, a predicted model, not a curated record